AGCUGGCGGCUCCCCCGUUGCUAACGGCGGCCCUUAGCAACCGGCCGCCGGGCCGAGCCUGCGGACAGAAAUAAUCGGUGAAACAAGCUGGCUACCUACUGCUCCCGGGUAUUGAUGCUCUGCUGGCGCCGUCCUGCCUGAUCAUGAUGCAUCUGACCUUCAGUGCCAGUGGCUUCAUGGCGAUCUAUCAACUAGGGGCAGCAGUGGCCCUCCACAGACAUGGCAGCAGAUUGCUCAGUAAGAUACAGAACUACGCCGGAGCCUCAGGUGGGGCUUUAGUUGCUGCCGUUCUCCUCGCACAGCCCGAAACACUGGAGCAAUGUAAAGAAUUUACUUUCGAGUUUGCAGCUGACGUCAGGCGACAGAUGUUUGGAGCAAUAACUCCCGGCUACGACUUUAUGAAGCUGCUUAGGGAGGGCAUCAACUCGAUCCUCAAGGCAGACGCUCAUGAAGAAGCUCACGGCCGGCUUCACGUCUCGGUCACCAAUGCCAAGACGCUCCAGAAUUCCCUGAUCUCCUCGUUUCCCACCAGGGACGAUCUUAUGACGGUUCUGCUUGCCAGUAGCUUUGUGCCACUCUAUUCUGGGAUCAAGGCGGUGAAGUACAACGGAGAAUCUUGGAUUGAUGGCGGAUUGACAAACAGACUUCCCAUCUUGUCUGAUGGAAGAACGUUGACUGUGUCACCCUUCAGCGGCAGAUUGGACAUCUGCCCUCAAGAUAGUGACCAAAACAAUUUCUACAUCUCCAUUGCAAAGCAAGAUUUCAUCUUCUCCGUUGCAAAUUUUGUCCGCCUCAGUCACGCCUUGUUCCCACCCAGUCGCGAGAGGAUGGAGUUUCUGUAUCACAAGGGCUUUGAUGAUGCUAUGAUGUUUCUACAGAAUAAAAACUGCUUUCAAUAACU
Molecule: messenger RNA, 901 nt
Organism: Amblyraja radiata (thorny skate)
Lineage: Eukaryota; Metazoa; Chordata; Chondrichthyes; Rajiformes; Rajidae
Gene: pnpla4
Product: patatin-like phospholipase domain containing 4
Exons: 7
Coding region: 144-899 (251 amino acids)
Biological process (GO): triglyceride catabolic process; lipid homeostasis
Cellular component (GO): lipid droplet; cytoplasm; membrane
Molecular function (GO): retinyl-palmitate esterase activity; triacylglycerol lipase activity
Source: RefSeq, a predicted model, not a curated record